AUGUUGUCGUUCCCCCGGCUGCUGCGGGUGGGUCGCACCGUGGUGAGGGCGCGGCAGUCCUCCGCUUCGCCGCGGGGCGUUGUGGACGGUGAUCGAUUGACGCGUUGGUCGGAGCGGCUUCGCAGCGGGUGGCCGCAGGAACGCCUUCUUUCACGUUUAGUUGUUGGAUUGGAAGGAUGCACGAGCGCCUUCAACGCUAUGAACGCUGUACGCACAUGCAUGUUCCUUGGCACGGCGGUCCCACCGUAUUUCCUCUCCCUAACAUGUCUAGAGGAAAUAAAUUGUUUGCGUCCUCGUCAUGGUGCAGGGAAACCGGAGAUGGGCGCAGAAGCUUCGACAGACCUCAGCAUGGCGUUGAGUCAGGUGGCCCUGUUUGGCGAAGACUCUUUCCUCCAUUCGCCUGCAUCAUGCCACCUUCCUAUUGUGGCGCUGGAGAAUUAUACGUACAGGUCGGAGAGCAUUUACGCGUGCCGUUUUCCAUCAGCAGCACGGCUCGUUGUCGGCCAUGAGAACAAUGGCGUGAGUGAAAAAUAUCUCGGUAGAAUUGGUGAGGGAGAUAUGCGUGGUGUCGACGGCAACUGCUGUGCGGAACGGGUUUUAUAUGUCCCGCAGUAUGGAACAAUUAGUUCUCUUAACGUUGUAACCUCCAUGGGUAUUGCUCUGUUCUACGCUUUGCUGGACGCACACUACCCAUUAUCGAGGACUUUGAACGCAAAUUCCGAUGGUGGGAGACGCCUUGAGGGCAGCAGUGAGUGGGAAGCCCUGCGUGCGUAUCAGUGUUGCUUUCAGGAGCAAUUACCAACGACGGCUGCUCAUGGUGGGCUGUCGCGUGUGGAUCAAAGACCUAUUCAUCCCUUGUAUUACAAGAGGAGCAUAACUGGUAUUGUUGAGUUCCAUCGGCACCUCCGGGAACUGUUGUUGCGCCUCUGUUCAAAGGAAUCGUCAUCCCUAUCCGGGGCCCGAUUCGGACUUUCGGUGCUGUACGAAAAUGGAACCGAUCAGCGUAGCCUUGGUGGUAUCAUCCGUAGUGCUAAUGCGUUUUUGGUUGAUCAGGUCUGCUAUUUUGGGCGGAAGAAAAUAAAUGUUGUUGGAACAAUUGGCACACAGCAUUACACGCCACCGGUUUACAUGGGAGCAUCGUAUGACGAAGUCAACAGUGCUGACGAGGAGACGUGGGCGGCAGCCCUCUAUCAGCGCGUGGAGGAAGCCAAUGGUGUGCCUUCCACCUGGUGGUUCUUUGAUUGCGGGCACGCGUUCCUCUACGCGGAUACAUUUGAAGACACUACCAUGCAGGGAGACGCUGGGAGUAGACAGACAAGGAGCUCCACCGCGUCGUUGUCCUGGUAUGAGACACAUAUACGUGAUGGAAGCUUUGCAUUGAGUCUUUGUGACACGGAAAAGAGACUUCGCGAGGCGGCACAAGGUGGUGUUGUACUACUUGUGCCACAGGAAGGUAUUCUGCCUCCAUUUCAUCUUCUGCAGCGCUGUAAAAGGCUGCUCACUCUCCUGCCAAGUGAUCACUUCGCGGAUGCAUCUGCCACCGCAGCCGCUGGACUACCUGUGUCUGUGGCGGCCGGAAUCGCCCUGCAACGUCUGGGGAGCGUGAUGCACCCUCAGGUGGCGGCCUUGUAG
Trypanosoma grayi is the source of this 1632-nucleotide messenger RNA. RefSeq lists its product as hypothetical. The coding region runs from base 1 to 1632 and encodes 543 amino acids. Gene Ontology annotation, molecular function: RNA binding. NCBI's taxonomy places the organism in Eukaryota, Euglenozoa, Kinetoplastea, Trypanosomatida, Trypanosomatidae. The record is from RefSeq and is a predicted model, not a curated record. The transcript has a single exon.